GGGUAUCACCUAUACUAACCAUCCAAAAUGUGCGGAAUUUUCGCCUACCUCAACUUCCUGACACCGAAAAAACGAUCGGAAAUCGUGGAUAUUUUAGUCCAAGGAUUGCAAAGAAUGGAAUACAGAGGCUACGACUCUGCAGGAAUCGCCAUCGACGGAUCCAAUGAGAUCGAAUCACCACAUUCUUCGGUAGCACUUCUGCGAAAAGCUGGAAAGGUGUCCGUGCUCAGCGAUUUCAUCAAGGAGAGCUCCAGCGAUCUUGACAUGGAUAUGGAGUACAACAUUCACUGCGGAAUUGCACACACUCGCUGGGCAACUCACGGAUCUCCACGUGAUGUCAAUUCCCAUCCACAUCGCAGUAACGACAAGAAUGAGUUCCUCGUUGUUCACAAUGGAAUCAUUACGAAUUAUCGUGAAAUCAAGGAGUAUCUCGAGAAGAAGGGACACAAGUUUGAGUCGGAGACCGACACGGAAGUCAUCGCGAAGCUUGCGCAACACAUUCACGAUCGUUACCCGGAUUUCUCGUUCCGGCAACUUGUGGAGACUGUCAUUCAACAGUUGGAAGGAGCUUUCGCUCUUGCAUUCAAGUCAUCUCGAUUCCCAGGACAACUCGUUGCUUCAAGACGUGGAUCCCCAUUGUUGGUCGGUAUCAAGAGCAACUCCAGACUCCAGACAAAUCACUUCCCAGUCUCUUUCUCUAAAGAUGCUGGGUGGAAAUGGGGAGACGAAAAACAAACUGAUGGACGUCGGUUCAUGUCCAACCACGCUACUCAUUUGCGAGAUGAGACAUCGUUCGUCGAGACUCCAAACAACAUUCUGGACCUGUCAAUCGCCGUUCGUUCGUCUAAUGGAUCUGCUAAGAUGGAGAUCUCCGACAGCACGACGGCCGUCCGUCCAUUCGACUCCGACGAUUGGGAGGUUGAAUACUUCGUCGCUUCGGAUGCUGCUGCCAUCAUUGAGCAUACCAAGCAAGUCCUUUUCCUAGAGGAUGAUGACGUUGCAUUCGUCGAGGAUGGAGCUCUGACUAUCCAUCGCAUCUCUCGACACGCUGACAAUGGAGAGCAAAAGAGAGAAGUAAAGCUUCUCGAGAUGGAGCUUCAGGAGAUCAUGAAGGGAUCUUUCAAAACGUACAUGCAGAAGGAGAUUUUCGAGCAACCGGAUUCGGUAGUCAACACAAUGCGUGGACGUGUUCUUCCAUCGGGACAAGUCGUUCUAGGAGGAAUCAAAGAGUACCUUCCUGAUAUCAAGCGUUGCCGCCGUCUGAUUAUGGUAGCCUGUGGAACAUCCUAUCACUCUGCCAUCGCAUGCCGUCAGAUCCUUGAAGAACUUUCUGAGCUGCCAGUCGUCGUCGAACUUGCUUCUGACUUCUUGGAUCGUGAAACCCCAAUCUUCCGUGAUGAUGUAUGUCUCUUCAUUUCUCAAAGUGGAGAGACUGCCGAUACGUUGUUGGCUCUCAGAUACUGCAAGCCACGUGGAGCUCUCACAAUUGGAGUCACCAACACUGUCGGAUCAUCCAUUUGCCGUGAAUCUCAUUGCGGAAUUCACAUCAACGCCGGACCGGAAAUUGGAGUCGCCUCUACCAAGGCCUACACUUCUCAGAUCCUAUCCUUGCUUAUGUUUGCUCUCACCCUCUCCGAUGACCGAAUCUCCAUGGCUAAGAGACGUGAAGAGAUCAUUGACGCUCUCAACGAUCUUCCAGAACUUAUCCGCGAAGUUCUCCAACUCGACGAGAAAGUUCUUGAUAUCGCCAAACAAAUCUACAAGGAGAAAUCACUUCUCAUCAUGGGAAGAGGAUUGAACUUUGCCACAUGCCUCGAAGGAGCUCUCAAGAUCAAGGAGCUUUCCUACAUGCAUUGCGAAGGAAUCAUGUCUGGAGAACUGAAGCACGGUCCACUUGCCAUGGUCGAUGAGUUCCUCAGCAUCUGCAUGGUUGUUUGUAACGAUCGCGUAUACAAGAAAUCGUUGAAUGCACUUCAACAAGUCGUUGCUCGCAAAGGAGCUCCAAUCAUCAUUGCCGACUGCACCGUUCCAGAAGGCGAUCUCGCUGGAAUGAAGCAUAUUCUUCGUGUACCAAAAACUGUUGAUUGUGUCCAAAACAUUCUCACAGUCAUUCCACUCCAGCUACUCUCAUAUCACAUUGCUGAGCUCAAUGGAGCUAAUGUCGACCGACCCCGCAACUUGGCCAAGUCAGUUACCGUCGAGUAAAGCGUCCCGUCUUCUGCCCAAACCACCCCAAGUGCCUUCUCACCAUCUCGUCUUUUCUCCCACUCUGUGAUUAUAUUUCCCUCACCAAUUGCCUUCCCUAAUUUAUUGCAUGUAAUCUGGUAUACCCAGCGAUUCGACCAAUAAAAUGUGGUUUCCGGU
Messenger RNA from Caenorhabditis elegans, 2364 nucleotides. RefSeq names its product glutamine--fructose-6-phosphate transaminase (isomerizing) (gene gfat-1). Gene Ontology annotation, molecular function: L-glutamine:D-fructose-6-phosphate transaminase (isomerizing) activity; carbohydrate derivative binding; carbohydrate binding. The transcript has 8 exons. The record is from RefSeq and is marked reviewed. Gene Ontology annotation, biological process: carbohydrate derivative metabolic process; UDP-N-acetylglucosamine biosynthetic process; carbohydrate metabolic process. Bases 28 to 2205 code for a protein of 725 amino acids. NCBI's taxonomy places the organism in Eukaryota, Metazoa, Nematoda, Chromadorea, Rhabditida, Rhabditidae.